This is a messenger RNA of Paraglomus brasilianum, 1398 nucleotides long. The record is from the annotation of a GenBank genome assembly. NCBI's taxonomy places the organism in Eukaryota, Fungi, Glomeromycota, Glomeromycetes, Paraglomerales, Paraglomeraceae.
AUGACAACCGACCAUUCCGACGAAUUUCCUGUGAAAAGAUCAAACUAUCGCAUUCAUUUGUAUACAUCCAUAAAUCUUCUUCAUACAACAAUCCUCAAAGGCAACUAUGAACUGGCGUAUAAAAUCUUGGGAGUAUUGACAAAAUGCCCAGAAGUCAAUAUCAAGUAUAUUUGGCAGCCUAUUCUAGCUGUGUUAAUGCAUCUGCCACUACAAGAUAAAAAUCGAGCAAACUUUUUCGAUCGCGUGUUAUUCUCGCAUCGCAGUACGAACGAGAAUGUAUUAUUGGAAUUUGUAUUCUAUACGUUGAAGUCUAAAGGAGCGGAUGUAGCGCUGAAUACAUUCGAAGUGUACCUCACCACACCUCCCUAUAGCGAGAAUCCAGUCUUUUUAGGAUACGUUGGCUUGUUGGCCUAUGUGCUGUGGCAUCGAUGUUCUGGGCGACUAAAGAAUGAGAAUUAUUCGAGUCUUUUUGAAUCGACAAUGGAAACAAGUGAAGAAGAAAAUCGGAUGGAGGUUUGUUCUUAUGAACCAAAGUAUUACUACACAAUUGCGCGUCAGGCCCUGGAAGCCUCACUUGAUUUGGAUAUUAAUAAUGAUUUAUUUCUUGAUACGUACAUCAAGCUCCUAGUGGCAAACGACGAAAUAGAUAAAGCUAUGUCGAUGGCAAAAAAGGCUUUUGAGAAUAGUGAUAAUCGACUAAUGGCACACAGAAUACUUCUUACUCUUCUUUACACUUAUCAAGGAACAGAUGGGGAAUGGCUAUCUGUGGCUAAAUCUUAUCAUCAAUUGGAUCCUGUUGGCUGCCCAGAGAUUACGCUAUUACCAUUGAUCGAACACUAUGAUGCUGUUAUAAAGCGUUACAGCGUUGCUAGCAAGAACACAGGAAAUAUAGUCAGUCAUAAAAUUAUGAAAGCCCACAGAUCUGUUCUGAAAAUGCUUCUUGCAAGAAUAGAACACGGCGAUGUACGAUGGGAGAUAUUAAAAGAAACUGUUAAGCGUAUACUGCAUAUAGAUACACUAUCGCCAACAUCCCUCCACUCCCUAUUCUCUAGUCGCCCUUAUCUGCCUGGUCUGCUCUUUAAACAUCGACAAACAGAUAAAUCUGUUUCUCGUCAAGGUCUAUUUGAUGUGAUCGGGCAAUACGCUGGACCGUUUGGUUAUUAUGUGGUUAAAGAUGAAUAUCUCACACUGAACUACAUUGACAAGUUGAAGGAAGUUGUAGUGAAUAAGGGCGGAGAUAUCGACGAUAUACCAUGGGAAGCGUAUAAGCUUCGGAAGAAAAAGAGUUUAGGUAAGAGUGAGCAGAGCAACAAUGAUAGCGAAAGUGAAGGUGAAAGUGAUGCAAGUUAUUCAACUAAUGACGAUGACGAGUCUAUGGAAUAUGAAUCUUGUGGGUGA